This is a messenger RNA of Salvia splendens (bonfire salvia), 390 nucleotides long. RefSeq names its product chitin-binding lectin 1. Lineage: Eukaryota; Viridiplantae; Streptophyta; Magnoliopsida; Lamiales; Lamiaceae. The transcript has a single exon. The record is from RefSeq and is a predicted model, not a curated record. Bases 1 to 390 code for a protein of 129 amino acids.
AUGGCUAGGUUCAAAAUCUUGCACUUCACCAUUUUUCUUGGCAUGAUCUCAAAUUUAGUGGAAUCCCAACAAGCAACACAUUCAAGAAAGCUUCUUGAUGAAACCCCUCCCGAGUUGGAGAACAAAUGCCGUGGCUGCCCUUGCAACAACCCUUGCAACCCGCCACCGUCUCCUCCUCCACCUCCACCCAAGAAGCAGCCGCCACCGAGCAACUACUGCCCGCCUCCUCCUAGCGGCGGCGGCCAGAACCCACCUUACAUAUACAUAAACGGUCCACCCGGGAACCUGUACCCGGUCGACCCGUACUACUCCGGUUCGGCUCGGAGCAUCUCCUCCGGUUUGAUGCCAUUCUUAAUAAGCGCCGUUACAGGGCUGCUAGCUUUCUCGUGA